AUGAGUAAGGUGGAUGUAAAUAUUGAGGGGAUGCGCAGACCCCACGAAAACCCUACAGAAUGGAGAGUCAGGAAAGCCUUUUUGGAAAAAAAUGCUGGAAAGCUUGAUGUUGAUAGGCUAGAAUGCUUAUCACAAUGCUUUGUAAACUGUGAAUUAUAUGGAUGCGGUUAUCCCGACAAAGUUAUGAAUGAGAUUAAGGACCUCGGCUCUGAUAUAAUUGACAAUAUCUAUCCGAACCGGAGUCGGUAA
Molecule: messenger RNA, 249 nt
Organism: Dibothriocephalus latus
Lineage: Eukaryota; Metazoa; Platyhelminthes; Cestoda; Diphyllobothriidea; Diphyllobothriidae
Source: the annotation of a GenBank genome assembly